CCUCCCACCUCUUCCAUUUUUGGAAAUUCUUUCUUAUGUACACCCGCUUCGCUCUAUCAUGUAUUUAUAACCAACCAAAAUUUCAGAAUUUAUAGUUUUCUCAGCCUGUUCAUGGUAUGUAUUUCCCAAGAUUAAUCUUUUUGUUCACAAUCUCAGAAUGGAAGCAGUAAGAGAAAAUGUUGUUCAAAAAACGAUAUAUUUUUAGACCAAAAUAAAGCUUAAUUAGUAAGCCCAAUAAAUUACAAUGGAAUUCUGUGAUGUAACUUAUAAUUUUUUGUUAUUUUAAAAUUCAUGUAUAAAAUCUUAAAAAAAAAUUGUUUUUUUACAUCCACCAUGUGCGAAAAACGACAAGACAAGUAGAAACUUAUUUAGAAUCGCUGACUGGAAUCCACCCAUCUCGUGACCACGAAUGUAUCCAUGAGAAUAAUUGUACUGUAAUUUUUGAUAAUGUAACUGCAAGUCGAAGGAGGAGAAGACAGCGAGUGUCAGUCAUUCAGCACACUAAUAGAUCUCAACACAGUAUGGAAACUAUUGACUUGUGUAAUACAUCUCAUGACCUUCCUUCCUGCAUUGACCUUACAAGAGAAGGUGAUGAAGAAGAGGUGGUUGAUCUGACUUCUCUGAAUGAUACAAGUAUUGAAUUUUCUCAUUUGAUCUCACCAUUUCGCCAAAGUGAAAUCCAAGUAAAACAAAGAAAUUUGCGAGCUUUGCGAAGACAACAUUCUUGUUCACCAUUUAGCACAAGCCAGUCUACUAGCAGAUCAAGAUUUUCAGGGUUUGGUCAACAGGAUAAUGGUGAUGAAAGUGACAGUGAUUUACCUGUCUUUGAUCUUGGAAUUUCAAUGAAUGUAUCCAAGAAGAAUGACGAUGAUGAUUCUCCUCCCAGGAAGGAUAUAACUUGCCCAGUUUGUUUUGAUUCAGAUAAAACUAUCCAGUUAUCACAGCGACAACUUGUAUCUACUGUUUGUGGCCAUGUCUUUUGUAAUAUUUGUAUUCACAAUGCCAUUCGAAGUAGUCACUCCUGCCCAAACUGCCGGAAGAGGCUAACACUAAAACAGUAUCACCCUAUAUUUAUCUAAGUGUGGAGAAGAUUACUUACAUGUUAGUGGAUUUGAACAGAUUGGUAAUUAAACAAAUGUAUUUAAAAUAUCUAUUCAGUUUGCUCUGAAUUAAUCAACAACUUAAUCAUGAUGCUAAUUGUGUCAUAGGAGCUACUGUACAUAAUUUGAUAUCUUGUUUUUCUGAAUCACGAGUUUAAUGCCAUGGAUAAUGUCAUGGACAUAGAAAUGAAUAAAAAUCCUAUAACUCGA
This is a messenger RNA of Limulus polyphemus (Atlantic horseshoe crab), 1310 nucleotides long. Its product is annotated as E3 ubiquitin-protein ligase RNF4-like. The transcript has 7 exons. Bases 522 to 1079 code for a protein of 185 amino acids. The record is from RefSeq and is a predicted model, not a curated record. NCBI's taxonomy places the organism in Eukaryota, Metazoa, Arthropoda, Merostomata, Xiphosura, Limulidae.